This is a messenger RNA of Zingiber officinale, 845 nucleotides long. Its product is annotated as probable WRKY transcription factor 17. Gene Ontology annotation, molecular function: sequence-specific DNA binding; DNA-binding transcription factor activity. Gene Ontology annotation, biological process: regulation of DNA-templated transcription. The transcript is spliced from 3 exons. Bases 58 to 777 code for a protein of 239 amino acids. NCBI's taxonomy places the organism in Eukaryota, Viridiplantae, Streptophyta, Magnoliopsida, Zingiberales, Zingiberaceae. The record is from RefSeq and is a predicted model, not a curated record.
AUCGCUCUUCGAUUUUGAGUUGAAUUCUUGAAAUUUCGCCGGCGAAUUACGUCGAGGAUGGCGGUGGAUUCGACGGGGUACGCGACGGACCAUCACGCGGAGAUCCAGGAGGCGGCGGCUGCAGGGCUUCGGAGCUUGGAGCGCCUCGUCCUCCAGUUCUCCCUCCACCAGCCGUCGUCGGACUGCCGAGACAUCGCUGACCAGAUCGUCAAGUUUAAGGACGUUAUCUCCGUCCUGAAAAGAACCGGCCACGCCCGCUUCCGCCGUGGACCUCAGCCUGCCGCCGUCUCUGCUCGCAACGGCAGUGUCACCGGCAAGGUGGGCAACUCUGCUGUUCUCGUCCCUUCAACCGGUGCUGCAGCCGCAGUCACCCGCGGGGGGAAACCCCCUCUGGCAUGCUCCCACAAGAGGAAGGACGCGCCCGACACCGUCCACUCCGCCGGCGAAGUCUCCGGAGCCCGCUGCCACUGCUCGAAGAAAAGGAGCCGUGACGGAAAGACGGUGGUGCGCGUGCCGGCGAUAAGCUCGAGGAACGCCGACAUCCCGGCGGAUGAGUACACUUGGCGGAAGUACGGGCAGAAGCCGAUCAAAGGAUCGCCUUACCCGAGGGGCUACUACAGGUGUAGCGGCGUCAACGGAUGCCCUGCUCGUAAGCAGGUAGAGCGGGCGGCCGACGACCCCGCGAUGCUCAUCGUGACUUAUGAGGGCGAACACCGGCACGACCGUCGGGGAAAGUCAACGCCGGAGUUUCCGGUCGUCGAUGAGGCUUCCCGUUGACCAUUAUGUAGUCUUCGCCUUUGACCUCAAUACGGUCUUGAUAAACUAAAUGAAUAAUUAUAUGAAAA